CAACAACUGAUAGCUACAAUUGCUGCUUCACAAAAGAAAGGGGAAAGCAGACAAAAAAGAAAAGGGCCUUUACAGAGAGGGAGCUUGGUGAUGGUGGAUGAAAGCUCGUAAAAGCUGCAAGGAAGCAUAUGACUUGAGGUCUCCCAUCACCACGUUCCGCAUCACCAUCUCCGGUGCAAUCUCUCCUUUUAGUGAGAGGCCUUUUCCUCCGGAGAUGCUGCGAAUGGAGAAUGCGUUUUGGAAGAAAGCCAUGAAUUAGUAUGUUCCUAUGAUGCAGUUUGAUGUGGUCAUUGACAGUACCAAUUGUUCGUAUGUAAGAUGUGACAAUGACAACUAUGGAUUUGUAUAUGGUAGAACUUAGUAAGCAAAUUGCUAUGUAUCUUCUUAUAAUUGGAGUUAGGUUAUGAGUUAUGACUUAUAUACUAUUAU
This is a messenger RNA of Linum tenue, 429 nucleotides long. The record is from the annotation of a GenBank genome assembly. NCBI's taxonomy places the organism in Eukaryota, Viridiplantae, Streptophyta, Magnoliopsida, Malpighiales, Linaceae.